Phaeodactylum tricornutum CCAP 1055/1 is the source of this 1513-nucleotide messenger RNA. RefSeq lists its product with no specific name. Bases 101 to 1513 code for a protein of 470 amino acids. Lineage: Eukaryota; Bacillariophyta; Bacillariophyceae; Surirellales; Neidiaceae. The transcript has 3 exons. The record is from RefSeq and is a predicted model, not a curated record.
CUUUUCAAGGACAAGAUCGUCAGAUGCAACGCCAGACUUUGCCACAACGUCAAAUGAGGUGACUUACGCAGACUGAGAGUAAACUCCUAAAGCUGGUAGAAUGCGGCGAGAUGCUAAAGCUGUUUAUCGCAGACCAGCAUCCAAAUCUUGGCAUGAAAUCCUUGUGCUCCUGACAGCGACGAGUACAUUUGUUUGUGCCUUAGUCAAUCUAAGCCACCAGUCCUCAUAUGCUUCUCAACCCUCACAUCGUACCAGUGUUUGUCAAUUGGAAUCUGGAUACGAUUUCCGCAGCUUACCACGCGUGAGGCGAGGACCACUAGUGCAAAUGCCUGGAAUGUACAGCUCAAGGAGUGAAAGUACCGCAACUGGACUUACGGGACCGUUGAAAUCCAACGAAACCGAAAAUCCUGUCCUCUACAGCGAGACAUUUCAAAUCCUUUCGGUGGAUCUGCCCGAGAUAAGCCCAUACUAUCGCCACGACCGACGAGAUAAACUAGGGGCACCAAUCAAUGAUACCGCUUCCAAAGAUCUGAGUCGUCUGCUCGAACAACCUAAACCAAGUCGAAGCCGGGACAACUACGACGUGCGAGUAUACGAUCAUCCCCCAAUCUGGACAAGGCUAAAGGAACCUCCUAGAGCCCAUUUACGGAGACAGGCGCGCAAAUGGCUCUGGAAGGCCGAAACCUUGUACGGACCCCGGGGGCAUCCCUUGGUUCAGGUAGGUAAUUUGAUGGAUACAGACUCGUUCGUAUGCCCUUUGACGAUUUCGCAAAUACAUUCGUCAUUGAUGCAACGGGAGCUUGGGCGAAUGCAGGGGCAAUUCGAUCAAGUGAAUGCAAUUCGGUUGGAGUUAUUAGUCUACGGUGUUCGUGUUCACGACGACUUUCGCCAGUGGACGACUGACCCAAAUCACGUCUUUCUUGCGAAUACUGCUUCGAAACAUUCCCCUGCAUUUCCACAUGCAUAUCAAUGCGAUCCGUCUUCGCAAUCGUCGACAUCUCUAACUAUAGAUGGGAGCGAAGCAGACCGUCUGACGCAACGAAUCGAGUUCCUGGUACGCACGAGGGCCGCGGCACUCUUCCGUGGCGACGACAAAAAAGCUCUGUUCAUAGCUUGCAAGCUCUACAUGACUUACGGAGUUGGAGUCAACGAUACAACGAGGACAUGGUCAAUUGGGUCUCGGUUCCUGAAAAGUUACGAAAAUGAAUGGAAGGCUCCGACCAUUUCAAAAAUCUCUGAAAUGAAGGAAAAAGUGUCGUUUACGCAUGAGCUCUUUCAAAUGCGUCGCCAUUUUGAGAGCCCAAACUUCAGACGAAGCCAAAAUUCGCAUUUUUUUCCAAAUGCGAUUGUAGAAAAGCGAGUGGCUUCGAUGGUACAGGAGCGUAUUCACAACCGAGAAGAGGGUAUGUUUUUGGAAGCUGAUGCCAUCCGUCGGGAACUUUGGUCCACUUACAAUGUUGGAGUCAAUGAUCGGCUACAGCAGUACAGCCUGGGAGGAGUAUUUGAAAUUUAA